Messenger RNA from Glossina fuscipes, 1238 nucleotides. RefSeq names its product probable cytochrome P450 6g2. Gene Ontology annotation, biological process: response to DDT; insecticide catabolic process. The transcript has 2 exons. NCBI's taxonomy places the organism in Eukaryota, Metazoa, Arthropoda, Insecta, Diptera, Glossinidae. Gene Ontology annotation, molecular function: heme binding; monooxygenase activity; iron ion binding. The coding region runs from base 1 to 351 and encodes 116 amino acids. The record is from RefSeq and is a predicted model, not a curated record.
AUGCCCGCCAGGUCGCCCCAAUUGCUCCGAAAAAAAAAAAGGCGCCGGCGCAAGAAACGAGGGUAUUUUCCUCAACCUCACGAAUUUCAACCGGAACGCUUUUCGCCCGAGCGUAAAAAAUUGAUAACUCCCUACACGUAUAUGCCUUUCGGAUUGGGUCCUCAUGCCUGCAUUGGUGAACGUUUUACUAUGCUACAAGCAAAAAUUGGUUUAUUAAAUUUCUUACGCAAUCAUCGAGUGACAUUGGGAGAGAAAAGUGUAAAAAGUAUUAAAUUCGAUCCAAAGGCCAUAAUCCUUCAACCCGAAGGUGGUAUACAUUUAAAUGUUAUACGAGACCCUUUAAAGUAUUAAACGAAGAAAGUUGUUGUUAAUCACCUUGACGUAGAUACGCAGUGGCCCUGACAUGUGAACUACGUUUACAAUUUCCCUAAAAACCUAAAUACUUCCUAUAUUUACAUAUAAGGCACACUUUAAAUUACGAAUUCAACUUUGAUUAGGGUUUUUAUUUCCUUUCCUUACUUAUACCGAUGGUGGAAUAUCAGUGCAUUAUUGUUAAGUUAUAAGCUCUCCUUGUUAGCUAAUCGUUAUUUAAGCUUAAAAGAAAUAAUGCUUGGUUUAUUCAUAUCGCGUUCUGCCGAAAUUUAACCAAUAGCUUCAAUAAAACUUCGACCCAUAUGCCCAUACACUCUAUUCAGAUUUUCUUUGAAACAAUAUCAGCGUCCAUCAUGAAGCCAAAAACAAGUAAGAACAUUAUAGUCGAGCGAAAGCUAAUCUUUAGAUACCCUACCUCACUUCAUCUAAUACAGUUAUCCAUUAUUGUCGUGAUAACACAGUAAGGAUUAUACGUUAAUUUCAUGAAAAGUCAUAUUUUUCAUCAAAACCUGAGUAUUGGCGGAUGCCGAAAACGUGGCCAAAACGUCAUCUGACGCAAUAAGUAUAAGGACUUGCUUUUCAAAUUUUUUUAAAACCCAGUUUUUAUUAUACCAGCUUUUAUUAUAAGCUUGCCUUUACGUUUGUCUCUCUGAUGUCUGUCCUUGUGUGCUUGGGUUCCACCUACAGAUCACAGUUAUUAGUUACACCGAUGUAUUUUGGCCUGAAGAUGGCCCCUAUUGGAAAUGGAUUGCAUCGUGCCACCUUUUUGGCCACCAUAUGUAUCCUUACCUUGAAAUAAAAAUCACAGAGGUAGCUUUUUAUUUUAAUCAGUUGAAAGUACCUAUUUUUAAAAAAUUAUAUUAACA